Lactuca virosa is the source of this 723-nucleotide messenger RNA. NCBI's taxonomy places the organism in Eukaryota, Viridiplantae, Streptophyta, Magnoliopsida, Asterales, Asteraceae. The record is from the annotation of a GenBank genome assembly.
AUGACCAAGGAAAGAUACUCCAAAAGGAGUGGUCCCUCAAACAAACAAGGGACAAGGAUAAUAACACUUGAUGAGAAAUAUAACGUAACAAGGCCUAAGCUUGUGUUGUUGCAGACGUUUUUGUUGUGGCAGCUGGGUUUUUCUGCUCUACUUUUAGGAAGAAGGUACUCAUGGAAUAAAAUUGCAGGAUGUCUACUUGUUGCUGCUGGAGUGGUUACAGCUAUUGCAAGCGGAUCAGAAAGUGGUCAAAUGCUAUCGGGAGUUGGGAUGCUGUGGCCAAUAAUGAUGGUAGUAUCAAGUGCAUUCCAGGCUGGUGCAACCAUUAUUAAGGAGUAUGUUUUUAUUGAUGCUGUUACCCGUCUAAAGGGGAAGUUGCUCGAUAUAUUUGUUGUUAAUUCAUUUGGUUCAGGGUUCCAGGCUCUUUUUGUGCUUUUGUUUCUUCCCUUGUUAUCAAAUCUGAAAGGCAUACCACUUCACGAGCUUCCUUCAUACAUAAAGACUGGAGCUGGUUGCUUUCUCAACAUCGGCGCUAGUUCAUCAGGUUGCGAGGGUUCACCACUGUUACCAUUACUCUACAUACUCAACAAUAUUGCUUUCAACAUAUCGGUUCUCAACCUCGUCAAAAUUUCUUCUGCUGUCGUUUCUUCACUAGCAAUUGUGCUAUCAGGCAUAGGUGUUGAAGAAUGUAUCUAUGUGUCAUGGCUUGACUUGGAAGGGUUUUGA